Bombus terrestris (buff-tailed bumblebee) is the source of this 2522-nucleotide messenger RNA. RefSeq names its product cytochrome P450 302a1, mitochondrial (gene dib). The record is from RefSeq and is a predicted model, not a curated record. The transcript is spliced from 12 exons. Gene Ontology annotation, molecular function: iron ion binding; oxidoreductase activity, acting on paired donors, with incorporation or reduction of molecular oxygen; heme binding. Lineage: Eukaryota; Metazoa; Arthropoda; Insecta; Hymenoptera; Apidae. The coding region runs from base 427 to 1986 and encodes 519 amino acids.
GUUAACGACUCGAUGAUUAAAGACAUAUCUUAAGGACAUUCCUUUUAGUUCGAAAGACAAACGAUAAAGUUCAUUUUAUCAUGUAUGAUUUCAAAUUGGGUCAAGGAAUUCUAAAUACGAAACGAAUGCUAAACAUAAGCAAAAAGAUCGAUGAAAGUUUAAAGAAACUGCAUGAAUAAUACGUAUAUUUUAUUCAUUACAUGAAUCUUUUAUUUGACAUACAGGAUUUUGUCAGGUAAUAGAAUCCAUUAACAAAACGUUUUAUCGCCGACACAUCGAAUUCAGGCGAUGGUAUGCAACGCAUUGAAAUUCUAUGUGUAAACUGGACAGAGAACGAUGAUGCAAAGUUAGAAAGAGAUGAUAAAAUAAGAAAGGAACGACACAUUCGUGGGCACGAACGGGCACUAAAAGAAGUAUAGUCCAUAUAUGACAAAAAAGAAGCUAUAUUAUAUCAAAUUUUAUUCUGCUAAUUUUGCAAAAUGUAACAUCGAAACGAAUGAUCAUCAACCAAAACCUUUCAAUAAUAUUCCUGGACCAAAAUCUUUACCAGUUAUUGGAACACUUUACAAAUAUCUACCAUUUAUUGGUGAAUAUAGUUUUACAAAUUUAUAUGAAAGCGGAAAAAGAAAAUUGGAACAGUUUGGGCCGCUAGUACGCGAAGAAAUAGUACCUAAUGUAAAUGUCGUAUUGGUUUAUAGGCCGGAAGAUAUAGCAGAAAUUUUCAAAGCGGAAUCAGGUUUGCAUCCAGAAAGGAGGAGUCAUUUAGCACUUUUGAAAUAUCGAAAAGAUCGCACUGAUGUAUACAACACUGGAGGUUUAUUACCCACAAAUGGAACAGAAUGGUGGAGAUUACGAAAAGAGUUCCAAAAAGUUUCUAGUAAACCUCAAGACGUGAUCAAUUAUUUAAAAGAAACAGAUGAUGUCAUUCAAGAAUUUAUUGAAUUAUGUAUUAAUGAGAAGUUUGAUGACUUCUUACCUCUUUUAUCACGCUUAUUCCUUGAAUUGACAUGUCUGGUUGUUUUUGAUGUAAGAUUGAAUAGUUUCUCAAAAGAAGAAAGAUGUGAAAAUUCUACAAGUUCAAAAUUAAUCAAGGCUGCCUUUACAACAAAUAGCGUAAUGUUAAGGUUGGAUAAUGGAUUGCAAUUAUGGCGUUUUUUUGAAACCCCAUUGUACCGAAAAUUACGUAAAGCACAAACAUACAUGGAAAUGGUUGCAUUAGAAUUGGUAUCUCAGAAAAAACAGAGCACGAAAACUGGACAUAACAAAUCAUUCUUAAAUGCGUAUUUAGAAAAUCCUGCUCUGGAUAUUAAGGAUAUUGUGGGCAUGGCUUGUGACAUGUUACUUGCUGGUAUAGAUACUACUACUUACAGUACUGCUUUUGCCUUGUAUCACCUGGCAAGACAUCAAGAUAUUCAAGAAAAAUUGAGAAUUGAAGCCACACAGUUUUUAGCUGAUCAUAGUCAACCAAUAACAGCAGGUGUGUUGCGAAAUGCUUCGUAUACCAAAGCUGUCAUCAAGGAAAGCUUGCGAUUAAAUCCAAUUUCUAUAGGAAUAGGUCGCAUAUUGCAAAAUGAUAUUGUUCUUAAUGGUUAUCAAGUACCUAAAAGGACUGUUGUUGUAACACAAAACCAAGUCACUUGUCGUCUUCCUGAAUACUUUAACAAACCAGACUUGUUUAUGCCAGAAAGAUGGCUGCGUAAACAUUCAGAAAGUAGCAGUAAAAUAAAUUGUGGAAAAUCAGUACAUCCAUAUGUAUUGUUACCUUUUGGUCAUGGUCCUAGAUCUUGUAUUGCUAGACGAUUUGCAGAGCAAAAUAUGCAAGUAUUGUUAUUAAGGAUGUGUCAACGACUCAAGAUUUUUUGGCAUGGGGGUGAACUUGGAAUGAUAUCUUUAUUAAUCAACAAACCAGAUGCCCCAUUAAAAUUCAAUUUUCAUGAGGUCUUAAAAACCAAUUCUACUUGUAUUCAAAAGAACGAAAUAGUAUAAGCGAGGAAAUAUCUUUAAUGAGAAAAUAUGUAUAAAACUUCUAAGAAGUCUUUCUCUGUAGCUACCUUCCGACGUGCACGAAUCGCAAACAUACCAGCUUCUGUACAUACAGAUCGAAUCUCAGCACCAGUACUAUUAGGGCAUAAACGUGCAAGGAGUUCAAAUCUGAUAUCUCUUUCAACACUCAUUGAACGUGCAUGAAUUUUAAAAAUAUGUGUUCGUCCUUCUAAGUCUGGUAAUCCAAAUUCUACUUUUCUAUCUAAACGUCCUGGUCUCAUCAAUGCUGGAUCUAAUGUAUCUGGUCUAUUUGUUGCCAUUAAAACUUUAAUGUUACCUCGUGGGUCAAAGCUAAAAUAUUUAAAAUCAUAUAAAUAUCAUCAUUAUCUGUUAUAUAUUACUUAUUAUUAAUUAUUGAAGAUAUUUAAUAAUAAAACAUAUGUUUUACCCAUCUAAUUGAUUAAUCAAUUCUAGCAUAGUACGUUGUACUUCAUUAUCACCACCAGCUCCAUCAUCAAACCGAGCUCCUCCAAUAGCAU